AUGGGGUCGAUGGGUGCCUCUCCUGCGGGACUCCUGCUGCUCGCCCUUGCCCUAAUUUGCGGUUUUGCGUCGCUGGUCGACGGCAGCAACAGUGUGGUUACCACCACGGUGACAAUGGGACCAGGGGCCGUGCUGAAAUUCACCAGCCAGCGCUGCGUGAGCGUGCCCCAAACGGCCACGCGGCCGAGUAGCGUGCAGGUGUCGUGGGGCCGUGCCUCGAGCAGCAAAGUGGACUCGGGUUCGGGAAGCAAGCCAGGAGCUAUCUCGUGCUCGCAGAUCAAGUUCUUUGAGAAAGCCCGCUGCCAGGGCAAGGAGGUGGACAGCAUGGUUCAACCAGCCACUCCUGCGGGCGAGUUCUCAUUCUCGGGGAAGUCAAUUCUCACGAGUGCCCCCAUGCUGUCUGUCCUCUGCACUGUCACUCUGAACUCCAGUGAUCCUGCCUGCGCGGCGUUGGCGUGUGAUCAUCGGGAUGGCACCUGUGUGGUGGAACAGAACGACAGCUUUCCUGCCUCUAGGGCACUUUCUGAUCUGUUCAACGAGAAAAAACUCGUCCCUUACUGCGCUUGCCCUCAAGGCUAUGGGAUAACCAAGACCAAGUGUGUUAAGGGUGGCACUCCCACCGUCUCUUCAACCAGCUUCACACUCAUCGCAGAUACAAGGGCCUCGAGCGAAGGGUCACAGCCCUAUACCUUUCGCCUCAAUCUGAAUAACUGCACUCAGUUCCCGGAGGCAGUGGCUGGGAAGUACGCAACAGCCUACACUGUCGACAACAUCCGCGAUGCUCCGAAAUGCGUCCGAUUCAAGAACUUCUUAACAGAUAAUUGUGCAGGCGAUCCUGCAGACAAGGGACGACCCUGCACCUCAACCUAUGUACCAGUACCGUUCAAUCAUGUGCUCAUCAGAGUAGCAUGA
This is a messenger RNA of Closterium sp. Yama58-4, 912 nucleotides long. NCBI's taxonomy places the organism in Eukaryota, Viridiplantae, Streptophyta, Zygnematophyceae, Desmidiales, Closteriaceae. The record is from the annotation of a GenBank genome assembly.